Vitrella brassicaformis is the source of this 3758-nucleotide messenger RNA. The record is from the annotation of a GenBank genome assembly. NCBI's taxonomy places the organism in Eukaryota, Vitrellaceae.
CGCUGGUGAGAAGCAGGGCCUGUCCACCACGCCUGUCCGCAUCGAUUGCGCCGCAUGCGAUGCAGCAGCAAAAUCAUGACCUAACUCCGAGGCGGCGCAUUGAUUUGUUCCUCCUCCUGCCCUCUCUGGUCCUCGUCCUCCUGCCCUCACCCACAGCAUCAGUACACUCCGUCAGCCGCACUACUACACCCUUCCCUCUACCCCAUCUCUUCAUCCCAACAGGCGGCGAGUCCCGCGUAGGGACUCGAGCAGCCAACCCCUUCGGCACUCUCUUUCCCGUGCCUGCGUCGACCGCUGCUGCCAGCAGGAUGCCUGUGCCAAGAGCGUCGUCGUCGAGUGAGCCUGGGUCGCCCUCAAGGGAGAGCUUGGCGAGUGAUGGUCCUGGGAAUGAGGCUCUUUCCCCCUCGAGUGCGGGCAACCAGAAUGAGGGCGACACCGGCGGCCCGCCCAAGAAAGGUCCCAUCGGCCGGCUCAUCCGUCGCCUGCUGACCUUCUACCUCACUCUGCUCUUGUCGGUGCAACGCGCCUUCAUGCAGCUGAACGAGCAGGUCUCUUCCCUGAUCCUUCGCGUCUUCCCUUUCCUGAGCCGCUUCAAGCUCGCCGGCCGCCCGUAUGUGGGCGCAUUCGCCCGAUCGCUGGCGAUGUUUGGCGUGCUGAUGCUGGUGAGGCGCCGGUGGGUGGGGAAGGGCGGCCGGCUGGCCGACGCGGGCUUCUCGUAUUUCCUGAGGCUGCUGCAGUCUGGGAAGCUGGAGGAGGUGGUGAUCCGGGAGGACUCGGUGCUUUAUCUGUCCGAGGGCAGGGCGUUCCGGUCGCCGAUAAUCCCGACCUAUGUGACGGGCUGGCUGCUGUCCACUCUGACUAUGAAGAACGUGCCCUUCCAGUUCAAACCACACUCGGCCGUUAAGUGAGUGAGCCUAUAUAGCCUCUCAGUACCUACGGGAAGGGAAGGUCAGAUGAGCGCAUGUGUGUGUGUCUGUGUGUGUGUGUGUGUGUGUGUGGAUGUGUCACUCCCUCAGGGAUUUGUUGACGAUGAUUCUGGUGUCGUGGGCGCCGGUGUUGCUGCUGCUUGCGUACAUGAAGAACAUGCUGGGCAAAGACGAGGACGUCGGUACGUCAGUCAAUGCAAUGCACCACACCAAUCAAUCAGCGCGCCAAAUGGAGGGAGGAGCACAUCUUGGUAUUCGUUCCUUUGUAUGUCUGUAUGUCUGUGUGUCUGUAUGUGUGUGUGCAGGCAACGAGGCUGACACCAGCCGACUUGGCCAGAUAUCCUUCGCUGAUGUGGCUGGGUGAGAUGAUAUGACUGACGCACACACACACUCUCUGGCACACGUAUACGUGACGCGAGGUGACGUGGAGUGUCCGUAAGGUCCGGUCGGUCCGCAUGAUGACUUAGUAAAAGGUUUGACCUGCUCUUCUCUUCUGUCUGUCCACCCACUGGCCAACGCCAUCCACCCACUCGCACCACACGCCUUUUUUUCUCUUCUCUGCCCACCCCCACGCCCCACACACACUUAUCUAUCUUUUGUCCACCACACAACACAUGUUGCUGGCUGGCCAUGUGUGUGUGUGGAUAAGCAGUGGUCUCGUAGGCGAGCUCUUUGCGCCAGCACAGCAGAGAGACAGAACAGGGGACCCACACAGAGGCGAGGCAGGCUGCAUACAUAAUGCGCCAUGCCAUGCAUGUGUGGGGGAGGGGGUGGCGCAUGGAGUGAGUGACGGCCUGUGUCCGCGGGCAGAGCUGAGGGAAGGAAGGGUGUGUGGUGGGGCGGGUGGUGGGUGGACAGAGAGGUGGGGCAGGGAAGGAGAACAGAAGCGACACUGAAACGGACUGACCGCUGUCUUGUCUUAUGCUGCAUGCGUGGAGUGCUGGCUUGAUGCACUGAUCACCCUCUCCCUCUCUCUGUGUGUGUGUGUGUGUGUGUGGUUUAGGAUGGACCGGUCCAAGCGCGAGGUGCAGGAGAUCGUCGAGAUGCUCCGCACCCCCCAGCAGUACACCACCAUGGGCGCCAGGCUGCCCCGGGGCGUCCUGCUCGUCGGCCCGCCAGGCACCGGCAAGACCAUGCUUGCAAGGGCACUCGCCGCAGAGGCAGGGGUGCCCUUCCUCUACGCCAGCGGUAUGUAAGCUGACAAGACAGACAGAUCGGCUGGAAACACAUACAUGAUUAUGCAGGGUCUGACUUUGUUGAGGUCUUCGUCGGUCGUGGCGCGAGCCGCGUGCGAGAGCUCUUCAGGAAGGCCAAGGACGAUGCGCCCUGCAUCAUCUUCAUCGACGAGAUCGACACUCUCGGCAAGAGGAGGCCGGGAGAGACUGACUGGGGGUGAGUGGAAGAGAAACGCACUCCAUACCAUUAUUAUCAUGAUCGGCUGAUGUCCGGUGCGUGUGUGCGUGUGUGUGUGCAUCAGGCUCGACGGCCGCGAGAGCGUGAAUCAGGAGUACACACAGACGCUCAAUGCGCUGCUCGCCUGCAUGGAUGGACUGGUCAGUUGCCAGGGCAGGGCAGGCAGUGUCAGUCACACUGUCGGCCUCUCGUAUCAUGGCGCCGUCUCUCCGUACCAUACACAUACGUAUGUGUGUGUGUGUGUGUGUGUGUCAGGAUCGCGACGAUUCCGAGUCGCCGAAGCCCAUAGUGGUGAUUGGCGCCACCAACAGAUACGGAGUCCUCGACGAGGCUCUCACCAGGCCGGGGAGGUACGCUACGCUCGUGGGCACACACCAUGAUACCACAACACACCGCCCAUCAGGCACAUGGGCAUUCGUGCAGAAAGAGAUCGCACCUUCACUCUGUGUAUGUGUGUGGGUGUAGGUUCGACCGCAUUGUCCGCCUGGACUUGCCUGACAAUGACGGCCGGCUGGCCAUUCUCAAAGUCUACGCAAGGUCAGCCACACAGCCAGCCAGCCAGCCAGCCAAAUGAAAGACUCACCACACGUGUCAUCCAUCUCUGGUCGGUGUCUUGUGUGUGUGUUGGUCGGCCUCCCAAAUGCACUGAUUGCGUCCAGGCGUCUGGUUUUGAAUGCCCGUGUCGACUUGCGUCGCAUCGCAGAGCUGACAAAGGGCCUCAGCGGUGCAGAGCUGGAGGCCAUCGUCAACGAGGCCGCCAUCAGGGCCGUCAGAAAGAAGAAAAAACAGGUGAAUACCAAACAACCACACAUGCCUCCUCCCAUCCCCCUCUCUCUCUGUGUGUGUGUCCAUCGGCAGGUGGGUCAGAUGGAAUUUGAGGAGGCCGUCCUGAGCGUCAUUUCACGCAAGGGCGGACUCUCGCUGUCGGCCGCCGUCGGCAUGCGAUCCGGCCUCGAGCAGCUCACUAAAUUCCUCUCACCGAAGCAGCAACAACAACCAGGCUCUCUGCCGGCGUCGGACAAGCCAUCGCACUCGCCUUCGUCGUCGACUGAGCUGACCAGCCCGCCAACAACGUUCCCCCCCAGCAGCAGCACAGAGGAGAAGAUGCCGCCACGGGCGGCAGGGAGCUUGCUGUAGAGAGAGUGAGCGAGCGGGGUUGUGUUGUGUGGGGGUGUUUGGAAAGGGGAUGGGGUCAUCGAUGGGUAGAGAGUUUGCGGUGGAUUGAGGAAGGCAGGAAGGCAAGGCCCACAUGUGGGUGUACAAUGAAUGCAAUGCAUGGGCUGUGGGAGAGAGCGUGGCAUGAGGUGGCCCGUGGACAAGGGAGUGGACAUACCUACCAUACGGCACGGCAAGAGAAUGACUGUUUAUUCAUUGAGUGUCGUUGUCUCCUCCUUUCUAUCGCAUUGAUUGAUUGAUCUG